UAUCUGAUAUCGCUGAUAUGGUCUUAUCGCUUGUCGUCAAUAUGACAAUUAUUAAUUUGUCAUUUUUAUGUCAAAACUUCGUUUUCGACAACUUGUCUUAUUCGAUCCAGGAAUAUCAACAACACCAUGGCUUAGCGUUCCAGUGUGAUAGUCGAAUUCCAGAAAUUACUCCUCCAGGAAGACGAUUUACCCAGGUGUUUUCGCAGCACGCGCAACUUUAUGAAAAAGAAGAAAGCAACUUUUCUACAGAUAAAAAGCUUAUUUAUGAUCAUCCUUUGUUCCCUUUAUUGGUCCGCGUUUUUGAAAAGUGUGAUUUAGCAACAAACCUCAGCGGAAGAUCUGAGAAACUGGACACAAGUGGUGAGCAGUACACAUCAGAAUCGUUUAACGAAGAUAUACACCAAUUUGCAACUAAGCUUGAAAACAACAAGCCGUUUUUUACAACCAACAUGGAAAUGGAUAACUUACUAGUUCAAGCAAUACAAGUACUCCGAUUUCAUUUGUUGGAAAUAGAAAAGGUUCACGAGCUAUGCAACAAUUUUUGCAAACGGUACAUAGAAUGCUUAAAAGGAAAAAUGCCAUUGGAUUUCGUUUUAGAAGAUAACAGUAAAAAAGAUAUUUAUCUAGAUGGUGUUAAAGUUGACCGAUCUGUUCCACAAACAGAUUACCAGCACAAGAUUCAACCUCAAGCUUGGUCUCCUAUAGAUAAUCCAGGUUGCCAUCGCAACAGCUCUACAAAGCCAAAAGUUUUAACUUUACCUGCGACAUCAACAGGAUAUCAAGAUAACAGACAACUUGAAAGCUCAGUACCAUUGGAGUCACAAGCAACUGAAGCAGAAGGGCAUAGUGCCGCAUCGUCCGAAAACAUGCCCGAUUCUGAAGACUCAAUUUAUCGUGACGAAGAAGAUGAAAAAGACAAAAAAAAACAGAAAAAGAGAGGAAUAUUUCCUAAAAUGGCAACAAAUAUUAUGAAAGGCUGGUUGUUUCAGCAUUUAACGCACCCAUAUCCUUCAGAAGAACAAAAACGUCAACUUGCCAACGAAACUGGUUUAACAAUCGUUCAAGUAAACAACUGGUUUAUAAAUGCAAGACGUAGAAUUGUACAACCUAUGAUAGACGCAUCAAAUCGUGCUGGAAAAUCACCUGUUGUAACUGUUUAUAAAUCAAGAAGACGUAAAAACUCUGGAUCUGAGAGUGUAUCUCCAGGACCGUAUAUAUACCCACCUAUUAGUGGACACUAUACUCCUCCCUACAUAGGGGACCAUUACGGGUCAAUGUAUUCACCUUAUCAUGUUGAUGUUAGCCUACCACCUUCUUCUCAUCAUUAUCCUCCAAGAGCGUACGGAUCUGAACAACAUGCAAUGAACGCUUUACCUAUUUCUAGUUGCAAUCAGAUUAGACCGCAUCAAUCCUACUCAGGAUAUAGAAACUCACCGGCAGUUACACCACAAUCGUACAUUGGCCAUGGACAUCCCUCUAUAUUAAACCCUUCACCAAACCUACAUGCUUACCACAGUCAUUCGUUGUCAUUACCUUAUAUACCACCACCAUCGCAUCCCUACCCUAUACAUGAUAGCCUACAGGCUUUAGAUAUUCAUAAUCAGUAGUAAACUACCCAACUUUUUUCAAGACCACGAAGAGUUAAAAUUUAGCUAACAAGCAAUUAUGGAAUUUCAGUCAAUUAACAUUAGCUAUUAACAGCAAAUAGAAAUUAUAAGAAAUUAAAAUAAAGUUUUUUGUUGUAAAAUAUUUUUCCUACAAUGUUUGUAAAUAAUUAAUUUUAAA
Messenger RNA from Hydra vulgaris (swiftwater hydra), 1785 nucleotides. Its product is annotated as homeobox protein Meis1. Gene Ontology annotation, molecular function: DNA-binding transcription activator activity, RNA polymerase II-specific; RNA polymerase II cis-regulatory region sequence-specific DNA binding. The record is from RefSeq and is a predicted model, not a curated record. Gene Ontology annotation, biological process: embryonic pattern specification; eye development; animal organ morphogenesis. Lineage: Eukaryota; Metazoa; Cnidaria; Hydrozoa; Anthoathecata; Hydridae.